CAGGAGCUGCAGGAGUACGUCCUCUUCCCCCUGCGCUUCGCCCUGAAGGUGCCGGGGCCCAAGCAGGAGCGCCUGGUGCAGAGCGUGGUGCAGUGCAUCUCCUCCGUCCUGGCGGCAACGUGUGUCAAGAAGCAGGAGCUCCUGCUGGAGCUUUUUUCCGAGCUCUGUACGUGCCUCACGCCCCCCUCUAGCUCAGGCCAACCCGCCUCGCUGUCAGAGGAGUUAAAGCUGGCUGUGAUCCAGGCCCUCCACACCCUGAUGCAUUCGGCUUAUGGGGAUGUUAUCUUGUCUCUCUACCAGCCUUCCACCCUUCCUCUCUUAGGAUUUGCGGUAUCUUUACUUCUGGGCCUAGCAGAGCAAGAAAAAGCAAAGCAAAUUAAGAUCUCUGCUUUGAAGUGCUUACAGGUCCUAGUUCUGCAGUGUGACUGCCAGGAGCAUCGGCACCUGGAUGAAGACGAGGCACAGCGAUGUGGGGAUUUGUUUGCUUCUUUUCUGCCUGGGAUUUCCAUUGCUCUGUCACGGGUCGUUACUGGAGACAUCAAACAAGGUCACAAACCGACUGUUUCUUCCAUCAGACUCUUUUAUCUGGUUGUUGGCUUGGUAAUGGCUGAUGCACAGCUAGCCAGAGUCCCAAAGAAUAAAGAAAAGCUACCGGGGGAACAAAGCAGAAUAUCAGAACUAAUGGUCCAUAGAGGCCCUGACUGGAGCAAAAAUACUGCCAAAAAACUCUCUCUCCUCCUGCAUAAAAUGGUUGAAUUUUCUUCUGUUCACCCCCACUGGAAAGUGAGACUGGAGCUGGUGGAACUGGUCCACCACUUACUGAGGAACUGCAGUCAGUCGCUGGUGGACUCAUUCAGCCACCUUUUAAAGGCCUUGAUUGGGCUGGUGAAUGAUGAAAACAGCGAAGUCCAAAGCAGGUGUCACGAGGUUCUGCAGGGCAUUGCGGAGCAGAGGCUCGUAGCGCAGAACCGGGCUCUGGCCGACGUCCUCUCUGAGAACCUCCAUUCCCUUGCCACGGCUCUUCCUCGCCUGAUGAACUCUCAGGAUGACGCAGGCAAGGUUGCCACUUUGAGCUUGCUGCUCGGCUAUCUGAAGCUUCUGGGCCCCAAGAUUAACUUUGUCCUCAACUCCGUGUCACACCUCCACCGCCUGUCCCGAGCACUGAUGCAGGUUCUGGAGCUGGAUGUGACAGAUGUGAAGAUCGUGGAAGACAGACGCUGGGGCUGCGAGGGCUCCUUGCAGCACGGCUUGCGGAAAGGCGGAUGUCAGAAAAAAUACUUCCGCUUCUUCGCAGAGGAGAAGGUUUUGCAGCUCCUUCAGCAAGUUUGUCGUGUUCUUGGCUACUAUGGGAACCUCUAUUUGCUCGUGGAUCACUUCAUGGGGCUGUACAGUGAAUCGGGCACGUACCGAAAGCAGGCGGCAAUGGUCCUCAACGAGCUGAUUGCAGGAGCUGCUGGGCUGGGAGUGGAUGUCCUUCAGGAAAGGGACGUUUCCUCGAACCUGGAUGAUCUCAAAGGGUCUGUAACGUCCAUUCUCGAUGAGUACACAGACCAGGCAAACUGGUAUUUGGUCACUAGCAUUGAUACAGAAGAAAUCAAGCACGAGCGCUCCGUGCAGCAUUCAGGACUUAGUGCCCAUCCAGGAGGCGCGUGCGGCAGCAUCCUCCUGGCGUCCCCGGAGCCACACGUAACGACCCGCACCAUGAACAGCAACAUCUGGCAGAUCUGCAUCCAGCUGGAAGGCAUCGGUGUCUUUGCUGCUGUCCUCGGGAAGGAGUUCCGCUUGCUUCUGCUGUCAGGUCUCUACCCAGUGCUGGAAAAGGCCGGUGACAAGACUCUGCUCAUCAGUGAGACGGCACUGGGGACGCUGGCAGACAUAUGCGAGGCCUGCAGUUACAACUCCUUGCAGUGUUUGAUUAAUGAGAAUUCUGACUAUCUGGUGAAUGGGAUUUCCCUGAAUUUGCGCCAGCUGGCACAUCAGCCGCACGCUUCCCGCGUCCUGGACACUAUGCUGAGGCAUUCAGAUGCCAGCCUGCUGCCACUGGUGGAAGAUGUUAUCCAAGAUGUCCUGUCUGCGCUAGAUCAGUCCUACAAUAACCAGGCUUCCACUUUCCUCGGGGUCCUCCACUCAGUAAUGACAGCUUUAGCCCAGUGGUUUGGACCGUCCUGCAGUGAGGAACAACGACGAAGGCAGGCGGCCGAGUGCCAGAGCAGGACUUUGUCCCAGGGCCAGCAGGUGGUAACGAGGCAAGAAGUGGAACGAUUCUUCCUCGACUACGUGAGACAGAAGCAGAUUGCAGAGGGCAAUCUUCUUGACGCAGAGGAUGAGGAGGCAGAUGAGGUUCCUCCUCUUGCUAAGCCGGAGCCAAACAAUUCUGACACAGAAGGAGAGACUCCACUGCCAAGCCAUGCUCGACUGGCCAAAGCUGUGAUGGAGAGGUGCAUCCACUUGCUGUCUGACGGCAACCUCCGAGUGCGGCUGAAGGUCCUGGACGUGCUGGAGCUCUGCGUAACUGUGCUGCACCCUCACGGAAACCAUCUGCUUCCCAUGGCUCACCGUGUCUGGCCAGCGCUCGUCACUCGGCUGAUUAGCGACGACCCUCUGGCAGUGCUCAGAGCCUUCAAGGUGCUAUGUACCCUGGCUCAAAACUGUGGGGACUUUCUGAGACAAAGAUUCUCCAGGGAUGUUCUGCCUAAGCUGACCAGUUCCCUCCUCAGCCAAGCCCCAGCGAGCGCCAGAGCCGGGCCCGUGUACAAGCACACACUUGCCUUCAAGUUGCAGCUGGCUGUGCUGCAGGGACUGGGCUCUCUCUGUAUGAAGCUGGACAUGGGCGAGAGUGACCUGAAUAAAGUGGCAGAUGCCUGCCUGAUUUACCUCAGUGCCAAGCAGCCCAUGAAACUGCAAGAAGCUGCCCAGAGCGUUUUCCUCCACCUAAUGCACGUGGACCCUGACAGCACCUGGCUCCUCCUGAACGAGGUCUGCUGCCCGCACGCGUACGAGCCCCCUCACACCAGCCUGCGGCCCGUGAAGCUCAGCGGGAUGGGGAGGCAGCGGGACGAGUUCACCGACAACGUGCUGCUCCUGCUCGAGAGACUGCGACAACGGGAGAGCACAACGGCACACGCUGGCACGCAGGAGCCAUCUCCUCCCUGA
Messenger RNA from Apaloderma vittatum (bar-tailed trogon), 3153 nucleotides. It is a transcript of the gene TTI1, whose product is annotated as TELO2 interacting protein 1. The record is from RefSeq and is a predicted model, not a curated record. Lineage: Eukaryota; Metazoa; Chordata; Aves; Trogoniformes; Trogonidae. The transcript has 7 exons. The annotation marks the transcript as partial. Gene Ontology annotation, cellular component: cytoplasm. Gene Ontology annotation, biological process: chromatin remodeling.